AUGAAACUAUCUACUGUUGGGAAAAUAAAACGAACAAGAUCUAAAACUGGUUGUUUAACUUGUCGGAAGAGAAAGAAGAAAUGUGAUGAAAAUAAACCAAAAUGUAAUAGUUGUAUUCAUUUAAACAAAGAAUGUAUUUGGCCAAGUAAGGAUAAUAUUAUAUCUACUGAUACCACCACCACUAGUAAAAGAAUAUCUAAACCCACGGCCACGGAUAAAAAUAAUAUGACCAAAACUAAUAACAAAACCACAACACUAUUGAAAAAAAUUGAUACCAAUAAUGAGGAAAGUCUUAUAAGGCAUAACCCAACAACCACCACUACCACCAAUACCAUAUUAUUGCGAACUCUAAAUCCUCAACAAUUAUCAUCACCAAAUCAAGAACAAUAUGAAUCUGACAACAAUAUGGUACUGCUAGAUUCAUCAAUAACAAAUUCAUCAAUACCCAAGAAAUCCAAUUAUUAUUUAGAAAGAAUAGCUAUGCAACAAGAUUGUGUGGAAGAAGAUUAUAUAAUUCCGUCAUUAUCUCAAUACAUUGACGUUGAUGGUGAUGGUGAGCUGGUGGUUAAUGAUCAACUGAAUAAUUCACCAUGA
Molecule: messenger RNA, 594 nt
Organism: Candida albicans SC5314
Lineage: Eukaryota; Fungi; Ascomycota; Pichiomycetes; Serinales; Debaryomycetaceae
Gene: ZCF4
Product: Zcf4p
Exons: 1
Coding region: 1-594 (197 amino acids)
Biological process (GO): regulation of DNA-templated transcription
Molecular function (GO): DNA-binding transcription factor activity, RNA polymerase II-specific; zinc ion binding
Source: RefSeq, a predicted model, not a curated record